AUGACGCAACCGUUGCCCGACGAGCUAUGGAUGCACAUGCUUCGGUAUAUGGACACCACCGUGGCAGUGUUUUCGUGUACGCAGGCCUUUCGACGGACCAAUCAACGACAAGAACGUGGCGUAUUGGCCUCGCUGUGGUGCCUUGGGCGGGCUGCGGGCAAGAACCAGGUGUGGCCACAUCUGCACGUGACCCGCGUCCUUCUUGACAACCCUUCGAGUCGUGGCCACGUUGAAGCCAUCGUGGCCCACUACUCUGUUGUUCACUUGAAUGAUCACUUGAAUGAAGUGUUUGAUCUGGACUGGCUCAGCCAAUUCCUGCACCCAACUGACGAAUUGGUGUGGCAUAGCUUGCCAAAGUUCAAGGAUCGCCAUGUUGCUUGGUUGUGGUAUUCCAAAUGGGUGGAUCCUUUUCACAGCCAAAUCACGGCCAUGACGUGUGGUGUGGUCGCUCCUCCGAUACCUUGGCUACAACUGACCCGCCUAACCAGUUUGAACUUGGGCUCGGCUCAAAUGGGCUCACUGGCUCCUGUACUCGAGUUUGCUUCUUCGACAUCUAGCCACCUCGUGCAUCUCGACGUCGAGCUAGCUAAAGUUGGCAAUGGCGUCGUCAGUGAUGACAUGCUCCGCCAUACAAACCACUGGCUUACAACGACGCCAGUGCAAGUGUUCAAAUUCAGCGCGUGGAAGUGGACCCAUCAGUGGGGCCUCUCGAUGGUGGUCGAUACUUUCUUCCAAGCGCUUUUCGGCUCAGACAAGUUGCGCCACUCGCAUGCUCGCCAUUUGACCAUCCAUCGAAUCAAACCCAUCACCCACAACGGACUCGACUGUGUAUUUCAAGCAUUGGUGAACUCCCAAAUCCAAAAGCUAAUGAUCACGGCGUGCGGGCUUUUCGGGUCGAAAUGGAACCGAUUGGCCAGUCACGUAGCCGCAGCACAGUCGUUGCAAUGCGUGGAUUUGAGUAAGAAUCAAAUGUCAGAUGAGGGGGCGACCUGUCUCGCGACUGCGCUGCGAUCGAACACGUCGAUUCAGCACUUGGAUCUUCGCCUAAACGGUAUCUCAGAAAUCGGCGCAGAGAAAGUUCGGAUGAUGUCACCGGUGCCGUCGCUGCAAAUCAUGGAAUCCAAGGAUUGGCACAAGUAGAGAUUCCGUCUCCAAGUAUGGAGUAACUAAAUAAUAGUCGUAUCGUGCAAGUGAAGAACGUCCAGAAGUUCCAUAUUUGGCUAGAGGAAUCUUCAAUCUUGCAAGUGCCACU
Aphanomyces astaci is the source of this 1252-nucleotide messenger RNA. RefSeq lists its product as hypothetical. NCBI's taxonomy places the organism in Eukaryota, Oomycota, Saprolegniomycetes, Saprolegniales, Verrucalvaceae. Gene Ontology annotation, molecular function: protein binding. The transcript is spliced from 2 exons. The record is from RefSeq and is a predicted model, not a curated record. Bases 1 to 1140 code for a protein of 379 amino acids.